CUAAUUUCUCUCGUCUUAUUUAAACCAAACGCCUCUCUUGAGAAAAAUCUCCAAAUUCCUUUUUGUCUCUCAAUCUCUCUCUGUUUUGAUUCUUCGUUUCGUUUCUAAGAGAGUUUGAUAAAACCAGGAAGCUGCUGCUGCAAGUUGUGGUGUGUCUGGGGAGGGAACUCGAAAGAAUCGAAAAAAUUUUGAAGCUUUAUUUUAUGUCUGACAAGAUAUCACCCUUUUGCUGUCGAUCUGGUUGCUUGGAAAACACUGUCCUACAUCCAGAACUAAGAACCACUAGUUCUUCCAUCACUCUUGUUUCUCGCAUCUUCAAACCCGCCGAGACUCCUCCUCCUUUCUGACCACUUUCUUUUUUCUCAAAGAGAACAACAUCAUGGCGCUACAGAACAUUGGUGCUUCCAACGCUAACGAUGCCUUCUACAGGUACAAGAUGCCUAAGAUGGUUACCAAGACUGAAGGCAAAGGUAAUGGUAUCAAGACCAACAUUAUCAACAAUGUUGAGAUUGCCAAGGCUUUGGCCCGACCUGCUUCUUACACCACCAAGUACUUUGGCUGUGAGCUUGGUGCCCAGUCUAAGUUUGACGAGAAGACUGGGACUUCUCUUGUGAAUGGGGCACACAAUACUUCCAAGCUUUCUGGUCUUCUGGAGAAUUUUAUCAAGAAGUAUGUCCAGUGCUACGGAUGUAAGAACCCGGAGACUGAGAUUAUUAUCACCAAGGCUCAGAUGGUGAAUCUCAAGUGUGCUGCUUGCGGGUUUAUCUCUGAGGUUGACAUGAGGGACAAGCUGACUAAUUUCAUUCUCAAGAACCCGCCGGAGCAGAAGAAGGGAGGUAAGGACAAGAAAGCGAUGAGGAAAGCUGAGAAGGAUAGGCUUAAGGAAGGGGAAGCAGCUGAUGAGGAGCAGAAGAGACUGAAGAAGGAAGCUAAGAAGAAAGCACUUGCUAACGGCAAGGAUGCUUCUUCUAAGACGUCCAAGAGCCAUUCUUCUGAUGAGGAUAUUAGCCCCAAGCAUGAAGAGAAUGUGCUGGAUGUGGAUGAGGAUGAAAACGACGAUGAUGAUGGUGUCCAGUGGCAAACCGAUACUUCCAGAGAAGCUGCUGAGAAAAGAAUGAAAGAACAGUUGAGUGCUGUAACUGCGGAGAUGGUGAUACUCUGUCCAAGGGAAGCAAUAGAGAAAAAGGCCCCCAUAAGCAAAUCUAACGGGGAUGUUGUGAAUGCUGAGAAUCCUCCACAAGAGGAGAAGAAUCUCGUGCAGGAGAUGAAAGAGUAUCUGAAGAAAGGCUCACCGAUUAGCGAGCUCAAAAGUUUCAUCUCAUCUCUCUCUGAGCCUCCACAGGAUGUCAUGGACGCACUCUUCAAUGCCCUCUUUGACGGCGUGGGAAAAGGAUUCGCUAAAGAAGUGACUAAGAAGAAGAAUUACUUAGCGGCUGCAGCAGCAACAACACAAGAAGAUGGAUCACAGAUGCAUCUGCUCAACUCAAUCGGAACAUUCUGUGGAAAGAAUGGAAACGAAGAAGCAGUGAAAGAGGUUGCUCUGGUUCUAAAAGCACUGUACGACCAAGACAUCAUUGAGGAAGAAUUUGUGUUGGAAUGGUACCAAAAGGGUGUGACAGGAGUUGAGAAAAGCUCGCCGGUUUGGAAGAAUGUUAAGCCUUUUGUGGAGUGGCUCCAGAGCGCUGAGUCCGAGUCUGAAGAGGAGGAUUGAGACAUUAUUUUUCUUCCCUGUGUUUCUUUUUUUUUGUUGCUGCGGGAUCUCUCUUAUUAUAAAUCAGUCAUCAGAAUUCUUCUUAUUGAGAUAUUUUUGCAGUGUUUCUAAUAAAGAAACAGUGCCAAUCAUAUUAUACUAUGUCGCAAA
This is a messenger RNA of Camelina sativa (false flax), 1861 nucleotides long. RefSeq names its product putative eukaryotic translation initiation factor 5-2. Gene Ontology annotation, biological process: formation of cytoplasmic translation initiation complex; translational initiation. Gene Ontology annotation, cellular component: cytosol. Gene Ontology annotation, molecular function: translation initiation factor activity; eukaryotic initiation factor eIF2 binding; GDP-dissociation inhibitor activity. The record is from RefSeq and is a predicted model, not a curated record. NCBI's taxonomy places the organism in Eukaryota, Viridiplantae, Streptophyta, Magnoliopsida, Brassicales, Brassicaceae.